AUGCCACCCCCUGUUGGAGCACAAGCCGUUCCCCCUCCUGAUGGAGACUGGGGUUGGGUCGUUGUGUGUGGGGCCUUCAUCUCCAUUGGAUUUUCCUAUGCUUUUCCCAAGGCCACUACUGUCUUCUUCAAAGACAUCCAGAGGAUUUUUGAUGCAUCGUACAGCCAAGUUGCCUGGAUCUCCUCGAUAAUGCUGGCCGUCAUGUAUGCCGGAGGUCCUAUAAGCAGUAUACUGAUAAACACAUAUGGUUGCCGGCCAGUAAUGAUGGUGGGAGGGAUCUUGUGUGCAUUGAGCAUGAUCGCCGCCUCUUUCUGCAACACCGUAAUGCAGCUCUAUAUCUGUAUAGGUGUGAUCGGGGGUUUUGGUCUCGCCUUCAACCUUCAGCCAGCGCUGACCAUGAUUGGAAGGUACUUCUACAAGAAGCGUCCCAUCGCCAAUGGCCUGGCCAUGGCAGGCAGCCCUGUCUUCCUCAGCACCCUAGCACCCUUAAACCAGUACCUUAUCAAUGCUUUUGGCUGGAGGGGCAGCUUCCUCAUUCUUGGAGGACUUUUGCUUAACUGCUGCGUGGCCGGAUCCCUCAUGAGACCGCUCCCUCAGCUGCCACAAAAAAACGAGACCAAAAAGUUAGAAGAUGCUCCAGCUGCCCAGACUGAAAAGCUUACAGCCUGGCAGACGAUCAACAAAUACCUUGACCUCUCACUCUUCAAGCAUCGGGGCUUCCUUAUCUACCUCUCCGGAAACGUCAUUAUGUUCGUAGGCUUCUUCGCCCCCAUAGUGUUUCUCUCACCUUAUGCCAGAGACAAUGGUGUGGAUGAGUACUCAGCAGCCUUUCUGCUUUCCAUCCUGGCGUUUGUGGACAUGUUCGCACGACCCUCAAUGGGCCUGGUGGCCAACUCACGCUGGGUGCGCCCAAGGAUCCAGUAUUUCUUUAGCUUUGCUGUUCUUUAUAAUGGUGUGUGUCAUGUACUAUGCCCACUGGCACAAGGGUACACUGGCAUGGUGGUGUAUGCUGUGUUCUUUGGAUUUGCCUUCGGCAUGGUGAGUGCCGUGCUCUUCGAGACUCUAAUGGACCUGGUAGGAGCUCAGAGGUUCUCGAGUGCUGUGGGCCUUACCACCAUUGUGGAAUGCUGCCCUGUGCUUAUUGGACCACCACUGGCAGGCAAACUCGUGGAUGUCACUAAGAACUACAAGUACAUGUACAUCUGCUGCGGCUCUGUGGUGAUCUUCGCCAGCAUCUGGCUCUUCAUCGGCAACUUCAUCAACUACCGGCUGCUGGAGCGAGAAGGCAAACUAGAAAAGUACAACCAGGCUCAGACUGAAGAGCCUGACCGAGAGCAUGAUCAAACAGAGGAAAAUGCACAGGCCUUCGAAGAACUUAAUAAGAAGGUAGAAGAUGCCGUUCAGAGGGAAACGAACAUUUAAACUACCUCAAACUCAAAUCAGGAGCAGCACGGCUACGGACAGUGUACCGGCGGGGUUUGUGAUGCAACGAACAGCUAGGAAAGUUAUCCACACUACUGCUUUGUGUUUAUAUGCACCAUACGACCACUUGGUAUUUAGAUAGCUUUAAGACACACUCAAAAAAUGUGGACAGGGCAGUU
Messenger RNA from Trichomycterus rosablanca, 1601 nucleotides. RefSeq lists its product as uncharacterized. Gene Ontology annotation, molecular function: monocarboxylic acid transmembrane transporter activity. Gene Ontology annotation, biological process: monocarboxylic acid transport; transmembrane transport. Lineage: Eukaryota; Metazoa; Chordata; Actinopteri; Siluriformes; Trichomycteridae. Gene Ontology annotation, cellular component: plasma membrane. The transcript has 4 exons. The coding region runs from base 1 to 1422 and encodes 473 amino acids. The record is from RefSeq and is a predicted model, not a curated record.